AGUGAUAGUCAGGCAGGGUUCAUUUUUACAGCGUUUAAAUUCGUGAAUGGUAUUGCAUGUAUAUGCACAUCUCGAAAGUAUUAAACUAAAAUAUGGCAGAAAUGACAGUUUCAACAGAAGACAAAACUGAGCUGGAUUAUCAGUUAGAUUUUCUGAACGAUGACUACUUUUAUAAGAAUUUUUUCUUCGAAGAAAUUCCGUUUGGUCAAAAUGAUGUUACUGUUUCGCAGCUCCUUACUGUCGACACGCAACAACUCUACGACGCCAAGAAUGAUACUACUAAUCAAGCAGAAAACAAAGAGAACACCCCAGCAGAAGUGAGCAACAGUAGAUUUCAGAAGCCGCUGUCUACAGUAGAUAUCAAGAACAAGCAGAGGAACGCUGUUCCUGCCAACACGACUCGAAGUAAUAUAUGGGCGAUAAAUGUGUGGAAAGAAUGGGCCGAGAAUCGCAACCUGCAACCAGAAACUGCAUCGGAACCGGGCUUUCCAAUUCCUCUGGAUAUCGGAAACUUUCAGUCUUACAAGGAAAUGGACUUUUGGCUUCAACGCUUUAUUUGUGAAAUUAAGCGGAAGAACGGUGAACCCUACCCACCAGCAACUUUGCAAAAUAUUGCAGCAGGAAUUCAACGUUAUUUACGUACAGAGAAAUCGAUGCAUGUAAAUUUGUUUAAAACGGACGAUCCCACAUUCGCGGAAUUUCGAAAAACAUUAGAUUCUCAUAUGAGAGAGCUCACCAACCAAGGAAUUGGACUAGAAAUAAAGAGUGCCGAUGCCGUGACAGCGGACGACGAAAAGAAAUUCUGGGAAACAGGAGUGUUUUCAAUGUCCAGUGCAAAAGGAUUGAGCAAUGCAGUGUUUUUUUACAACGGCAAAGUAUUUGGACUACGUGGAGGGGAAGAACAGACGGGACUUCUCGCUGAACAGUUUCUUCUUGGUUAUGAUAGUGUAAACAAUCGCCGCUAUGUUAAGUUCCUGCCAAGAAUUAGAAAAAAUGCUCAAGGUGGACUUAAACAGUCAAAAAAGGCUCGCGGCCUAUUGGAACCAAUAGUACACUACGACCAAGAAAACAGUGUUGAUUAUAGUAUUUACAGGUUGUAUGAGACUUACUUAAACUUGAUACCUAGAACUGGUUUGUUUUACAGAAAACCAUUAAAUGAUUUAAAGUUUAGCGCAGGUCACAUUGCGCAGAAAGACAUGAAAAUGAUGAUGAAAAGUUUCUUUUCUGAAGCAGGUAUUGCUAUCGGAAAUAGGAAUAUCAGCAACCAUUCCGGGAGAGUUACACUUUGUACAACUCUGUACAAUCAACGAUACGCAGAAAAAACGGUAAUGAGUCGCUCCAAACAUGUAUCCUCUGCGGUCCAGCGGUACCAACGUGAACAGUUUCCUCUUAACUCUGAUGUUUCUCGCGAUCUGGAACCCAUUUUGCCGCCAGAUCUACAAAGGAGUGAAUCUAAACCAGACUUGAAAAACUUGCAAAGUAAAGAGAUAAAACAUGACUUGCAAAAACCUGUUACUUCUAGUGUGUUGAAACCGGACAGCACCAAAACAGAAUUACCAAAUGAAAGCGAAUCUGUAUUAACUGUGAACGUACCAGCAGGUGUUCAGAAAGUCAUGAUAGUUACACACACUGGUAAAAAAUUUGUGAUGGAAAUUUAAGUAGAAAUUUCAUUUGUUACGUGACUGUAUUUUGUGAACUUUUGGCGGAACUGCUUAUGGUAUGUUGACAUUAAAUAGGGGCUACGUGUACACUUUUUUUACUUGAUUAUUUCAAACGAAUUCGAUAGAGUGACAGACAUUUAUUCAAACUAGCCUACAUUUGAUAUAGAUCUAUACUAGUUAGCCCUUCUUUUCAGUUUUCACUGGAUAUUUAGACAUGCUGAUUAAAGUUCAUUUCUGUG
This is a messenger RNA of Mercenaria mercenaria, 1900 nucleotides long. RefSeq lists its product as uncharacterized. The coding region runs from base 93 to 1658 and encodes 521 amino acids. Gene Ontology annotation, biological process: DNA integration; DNA recombination. The record is from RefSeq and is a predicted model, not a curated record. Lineage: Eukaryota; Metazoa; Mollusca; Bivalvia; Venerida; Veneridae. Gene Ontology annotation, molecular function: DNA binding. The transcript has 2 exons.